Molecule: messenger RNA, 4875 nt
Organism: Harpegnathos saltator (Jerdon's jumping ant)
Lineage: Eukaryota; Metazoa; Arthropoda; Insecta; Hymenoptera; Formicidae
Product: Matrix metalloproteinase 1
Exons: 10
Coding region: 937-2688 (583 amino acids)
Biological process (GO): proteolysis; extracellular matrix organization; collagen catabolic process
Cellular component (GO): extracellular matrix
Molecular function (GO): zinc ion binding; metalloendopeptidase activity
Source: RefSeq, a predicted model, not a curated record
UUGUGAUUCAGAGUGGCGGUGGCUCCGAUAGCAGCUCCGUGUACCCGCGCGCUUCUCUCUCUCUCUCGUCGGCCGCGGCCCGCCGCAGUGUGCUGAUCCAUCCUCUUUACUAUCGACCUCACUCUCUCCCCCGGUACUCCCACCUCCCGACUCGGCCCCGCGCUUCUCGAUCGUUUCAUCGAACUCUCCGUACUAGCGCGGGCUAGCGAGUCGCGCGCGCGUGCGUGCACGCGAGCUACGUCGAGCUGGAAAUCGAACGAGGUGCGUGCCACACACGUAUACGUGCACAGGUCGCGAGGAGUCACGCGCGAAGCAACAGCGAGAGAGAGAGAGAGAGAGAGAGAGAGCCUAGCCGCGACGACGGCGAGCACCGAGCAGCGAGGAAAACACCACGAGAUCGAUAGUGUCGUGGCAACGACGUUUUAAACCACCCUGCCAGCCGCUGCCUCGCCAGAGCACCGCCGGCCAAGGGAGAGAGAGAGAGAGAGAGAGAGAGAGAGAGAGAGAGAGAGAGAGAGAGAGAGAGAGAGAGAGAGAGAGAGAGAGAGAGAGAGAGGGACAACUGCUGUGUGCAUCGGGAGAUCGCCAUCCCCUCGGCGAACUGGUCCCGCCAAGGACGCGAGCGACGCACGACGGGGGUAGCUCGACGGGGCAAGGCGAGGAGGACAACCCCGAGGAGACGGGGACCGAUCUUCAAGAAACGAUAGUCUCGCGCGCGCGGUCACUCGGUCAGCCCGGCAUGGAUCACCUGGUGUGACGUCGCCUGGUCGAGCCGUGAGCCUUCAGACCCACUGUGUCUUCCACGGGGAGGAGGGUGAAGCACGUGCGCGCAGCGAGUGCUCGUCGGGACGUGCGUGGGACGGCCAUCGCGGGGGAGCCGAGUCGAGCAGCGCGACGAGAGAGACGAGAGCGCGAGGAGGCGAGCCAAGCGGAAGCAUGACCAGGUGGAGCGGACCCGUCGGCGCCAGCCUGAUGGCGACGGCGCUCUUGGCCCUGUGCGCGAACACGGAAGCGGCGCCGACUUCCUUCAGCAUCAGCGACAACGCCGCCGCGAACUACCUGUCGCAGUACGGCUACCUGCAGCCGAGCAACCCGGAGAACGGGGCCUUCCUCAGCUCGGACAAGCUGACCGCGGCGAUUGAGGAGUUCCAGGCGUUCGCCGGGCUCAACAUAACAGGCGAGCUGAACGAGGAGACCGCCCGGCUGAUGGCCACGCCGAGGUGCGGAGUCAAAGACAAAGUCGGCCCGGCGGCCGAUGGCAGAUCGAAGAGAUACGCUCUUCAAGGCUCGAGGUGGCGCACGAAGAACCUGACCUACCAAAUCACCAAGUAUCCGUCCGGCCUCAAUAACGACGCGGUGGACAAGGAGAUCAGGACCGCGUUCAAUGUCUGGUCGGAAUAUACCGAUCUCACGUUCACCCAGAAGAAGGGACUCCACAAUAACGUACACAUCGAGAUCAGAUUCGAGGUGGGCGAGCACGGCGACGGUGAUCCUUUCGACGGACCAGGUGGCACUUUGGCGCACGCCUACUUCCCCGUGUACGGCGGCGACGCUCACUUUGAUGACUCCGAACGAUGGACCAUCAGAAGCUACCGCGGCACCAACCUCUUCCAGGUUGCCGCUCACGAAUUCGGACAUUCGCUCGGCUUGAGCCACAGCGACAUCAAGAGCGCCCUGAUGGCACCCUUCUACCGCGGCUACGACCCUCACUUCACUCUGGAUCGCGACGAUGUCGACGCUAUCCAGGCCUUGUACGGCAAGAAGACCAACCACGGAGGGCAUGGGCGGCCGUCGCCGCCCGCCGAGGAAGAUCCUGAAUUGUGCAAAGACCCGAAGAUCGACGCGAUGUUCAACUCCAAGGAUGGCGAGACAUUCGUGUUCAAAGGUAAAUACUACUGGAAGCUCACGGACAACGGUGUCGCCAGUGGCUACCCUAGAUUCAUCAGCAGCACGUGGAAGGAGCUCCCGUCGAACAUAGACGCCGCGUUCACGUACAGAAACGGCAAAACUUACUUCUUCAAGGGCACGCAGUACUGGAGGUACAUCAACACGACCAUGGACGGCGACUACCCGAAGGAGAUCAGCGACGGCUUCACCGGCAUCCCCGAUCACAUCGACGCCGCCACCGUGUGGACCGGCAACGGCAAGAUCUACUUUUACAAGGGCACGAAAUUCUGGCGCUUCGACCCGGCGUCGAAGCCACCGGUGAGGAGCAACUACCCCAAGCUGAUCAAGAACUGGCAGGGCGUACCGGACCACAUCAACGCGGCGAUCACCUACAAGGGCUACACCUACUUCUUCCAGGACAAUGCCUAUUAUCGAUUCAACGACAGGACGUUCUCCGUGGACAGUGCUGAGCCCGCCUUCCCACGGUCGACGGCGUACUGGUGGUUCGGCUGCAAGUCCGCCAACAGGGGGACGCUAGGUAAUGAGCUUUGGCCGUUGAAUUUUGCCGGCAAUCUGGACAUGGCCGACGGUGACACUUACGGCGAUUACGGUAGUCACGACAGCGUCGGCGACAUCAUUCUAGACGCAGGAGACACCGACGAGCUCGUCACGUCGUCGAACCACAAUCAUGCGGGUUCCGGGACGACGGGAACUUUCGGCAGCCCGUCGGCGACGGCAUGGCAACUCGCGCUCAGCGUCGCGACAACGAUCAUCGUCGCAAGGUCCGUCGUCUCCACGUAAAGGACAGCGUCCGGAGCUCAUCUCGACCGGCGGGACUGCGACUUGUCGAUUGCGACCUCUCGAUCUCGAAGCGAUCGAGCGGCAACGUUCGAAUCGACGUGUGCGCGUGCGCGCAUGCGCACGCAGGUUGACGCGACGAAGGCGCCGAUGGAGGACUGAUUCCGCGGGGAUACUCCGUUCGAUCGUGGACGCGUCGCUGCGACGAGAAAAAGAUGCCAACGACGCGCGACGGUGCACAGCUUUCGAGGAGUUGGCGCGCGUCUGGUAAUUAAGUUUAGAUAGUUAGAGAAUUGCGCGACGAACAGUGCUUCCCCGCUAGGUGCUGCCCUCUCCCUUCGAUUGCGUGCUGCAGAGGCGCGUCAUUUGAAAAUGACCCGCGCACGAGCGGUUGCAGCUGCAUCCUCGACCUCUGUUCUCUUCGGCUGUUUGUGAGAAACAUGCUGCGGCGGCGGUGAGCGAGGAGGAAGAGCGCAGCUGGAGGCAACAGACCGUCGAGUUUGCAGAAUUUGGUUGACGAAAGCGAGUGUAUUGCGUCGUAUUUUCGAGUUUUAAGUUUCACGCAGCAACGUAACACAGGACCCCUCUACACUGCCUAUUUAUUCGCGUGUCCACCAAGUUGCGAAGACUUUGACGUUUUAAAGGCACUCCACUGACUUCUCGAGACUCAAGUGUGCGAUUGUUAUCGUGAGGUGUACUGAGGAUACGCCUCAGGAUUUGUUGGGACGAGACGUCGCGAGAGACACGACGGUUGAAUAAUUGAAAUGUAGUCGGAUCGGAUUCUUGACUGACAAUAUCGUCAAAAAAUAUUUGUUGAUCAAUGAUGACGUCACAUGAGUAUUAUAGAUCCCGCUGCCUGCGUAAAGCAACAACCAAAAUGUCCUGUGCAUAACGCGCGAAACGAUCCUCUACACAUGUCCUGUAUAUUACACACCUGUGUCCUCGACGUUCAGUCGUUUGCGCGCGAUUCAUUCUCGCGCGUGUACACGAAUGUCUAUAGUACUCAUGUCACUAAAAUUAUGUUACGAUUAUACUAGAGUAAUUGUUAUCUUAUGUGCAAGUGCCUUAGAGAGUAUUUUUGUAAUUUAUACGCUAAGGAAAAUUGUACAUUCACACACCUCUGUCCGAGCGCAACUUUCUCCGUGUAUGCCACUUCAAGUCGUCCAACGUCUUCUGGUUUUCCCCUUGCCACGUGACGUUGCGCGUUUUUGAAGAGAAUUCUCUCUCCUGUUUUUUUAUAUAUAUAAACGCUUCCAUCGCGGUUUCCCAGUAAUAGCUUGUCUGUCAGAUAAUUUUAUACGCAACUGUUGUAGCUAGUAAUUAUUGAGAUAAUUGUACGCAAGUUGUCAGAUUGACUUCUGACAACCAAUGGUGCUGUGUGCGAGAAUUUAUAUACCGUUCUUAUGUAUAAAGCGUUAGAUCCUAGAUCUUAGAUGGAAGUGCACUUCGACAGCGCAAUCGCGUUUCUCAGAGUACGCAAAGAACGCGUCCUCUGGUCCACUCUUCUCUCUGGUGGAAGAGAACACUUCCAACGGGGGAUUACGCGCGCGCGCGCGCGCGUUGUGGAUCGUCGUCUUCACUGUAUCCAGUAUUAACAGAUGUUUAAAACAGAUUGUUAAUACUCUCUCACUCGGUAUUUUCUUACAUUUGAAAAUGAGUCUUAGCGGGGUGAUACCGUAAGUUUUUGACCAGUACUUAAUCGUUAAGGAUUAUGUGGCCUCAAGCGCCAUCAGAGUGCAGCAAGAAAGGCCUCGUACGACCUUUGAAUAUCUUGUUAAGCAGAGGAACAAUUUAUUAUCCGCACUAUUUUCCUUUGAAUUGAUUACAAUAUAGCACCACAUUAGCGACAAGAGGUUCCGGUGCAACAAUCGUGCAAUACACAUACUUGUCAAAUCGGAAAAUUGUGCAAAGCCUUUCUCGGUGUCACUACUGAUGUCAGGGUGUUAAUGAUUCAUAUUGAAACUUGCCACGCUACUGCGCCGUGCCCUGAAUAAAAUCUCUAUUGUAUUAUAUUUUUCAUUGUCAUACAAAUAGUAUUAAUAAAUAUAUGUACGUUUAUUUUAAUUACACGAUAUCUUCAGUUAGAUAUCAUAUUAGCGAGACUUGCGAAAUUUUAACUACACGACGAUGCUAACUUGAUAUCAUUCGGAGACAUAUCGAAAUUACUGCAAAUAUAUAUAUUUAGAUAUA